CCAACAGUACAACCAACAGUAUAAUCAACAGUACAACCAACAGUACAACCAACAGUACAACCAACAGUAUAACCCACAGUAUAACCAACAGUAUAACCAACAGUAUAACCAUGAGCUCUCGUGCAGCACAUAGCUGAUCUGCUCAUCGUUCGUUAGCACUGAAAGCAAAGCGAUAACACCAGAUAAAAUGACAUUACCAACGUUUUCUUACGGGGCCACACCAGGAAGACUCGAGAAUUUAACACUCAGCCGUCAUAUAAAAGUGUUUGACGCCAUAUACGCGUGUGUUAAAAAAUGCGCCCAAUGUAGCUGAAGGUAGUAGGUAAAGUCAUUUGAUGUUUAGAAAGUAGAGGGCGGAUACCCACCACCUUUUGGGGCAUAAAAAAGUAAAUGCCGUGUAUAAAUUAAUAAAGUAUUAGACUUGCUGGACAAAAUGUCACCAUUUUUGAAUUGCGAAUCCGCUCCCUUGUAAGGGUGUAAGAAACUUUUAAAUCCAAAAGCAUGAGAACGUACUUCAGAUAAAGCAAAUGUGUGCUGGCACAUUGUUAGUGUAUCGCAGUUUUGAUUUUGGCUAGAGAAUGGGGAUUUGAGGAGAACAGAGAGUGCGCGUAGAGAGACCGCGGAGGACUCGACCAAUGCGUGGUUUGUUGGCUUUCUUUUCGCGCAAGACAACUUCAAAGGAUAAAGCACAGGCAGCCCAAGGCUACUUUCAGUGGUUUUAGAUAUAUAUAUAUAUAUAUCUGUCGAUAUGUGUCGAUGAAAGAGAUAAUACUUUGUGGCAAACCAUAAAACAAGAGAGCUUGUAAUCAGACAUACUUUUUAUCGACGUCUGACGAAUCUCGAUGUGUAUGACUGUCACGCUAGAGUCUUCGUUACUUCAAUGUCCAUUUUCUGGAGGAAGUCGUUGCAAACAGAUCGUUCAAAAAAGUAUCAAAAAAACUCUCUCUAGCAAGAAGGCGCAGUCGUUUCUGUGUUUAUUUCGGCGCGUGUUUGCUUCUCAAAACGUGACGUGAUUUCUUAGUGCAAAUCUCAGUUAUUGCUCUUGGCUCAGCACAUCGCCCUUUCUGUUAAUGUUGUUGUUUUUAUUUUCGUUUUAUUUUGUUAGCGCCUAUUAAGACCCCUUGGUCUCGGAUCAAGCUAAUUUUCUCCGUGGUGUACCGUCACGUGAAGCACGCGGAUUUGCUCAUAGACACGGUAUUUCCGCCCCAAGCAGUUUCUGCUAACGCGCGACUCCUAGUAAAAGAUGCUGCUUAGUCACGCAGUCUGCUCUCGUCUUGGGCUGCUUGAGCUGUAUCGUGAGAAGAAGAGGGAUGCGAUAUUGGCCUCCUCGCUGUUCGUCCUUCACACCACGCCAGAAUUUAGCUGACCGUUGCUUGGAUGUACAGGUCGUGACACCGCUAGGAGGGUGGUAUACGCGAAAAUGUGUACUUGAUGUAGCUCCUUAUUCCUUGGAACGUUGACAAGCUCGACAGAUUGCUGGCUCCUAAAUUCUGCCAUCCACUCCAGAAAAGUAAGAAGAUUUGCAUAAGCACUGAAGUAUAGAAGACGAUAAAGCCGUCACAUCGAAACUUUUCCCUUCAGAGGCGGUCUAUCUAGUUUGCUUGUAGCCGCAUAAGGCGGGAUGUCAUCGGACACUUAUUUUUUGCAUUUAUUUUGACCCAAAUUAGAUUAGGUUCGGACGCGUUCAUUCGACUCCAUAAAAGGCCAACAAGACUCAAGUGAGCCGAUUGAGCGACCAACGUUUAUAAUUCUCGACCGAGUCAUCAUAUUGCUUUCGUGAGUAGAGAUAAGAAAGAACGUUUUAUAAAAGGCUGAUAAGAAGCGAAAGGGAAAUGGGGCGAGCAAUCCCCUCGCGGCCUCGCAGCUUCAGCUUGGCAUUGAUACUGGCUAGCGUUCUGCUCUUCGUUCUUGGGUGUCUGUAUGUUGGUUUGACGGUUGCUCUUUCACCGGAAGAUGUCAUGAAAGCGACUCGAGUAACGCUCUAUUCUACAUUUUGGUUUGCAUGCGUGGCGCUUGUUACGUCAUUUAUAGGUAUUAUCGCCGGUCUAAAACAAACGAAAUGCCCGGUCGGCUCCUACCUCAUAUUCAACAUAGUACUAUCCGCCGCGUCAGCGCUGACAAUAUUCGUACUGGUUGUCAUGGCGAUGGGAAAUGUACCUCUAGGGAUAGACUGUCCGGCAUCCAUCAAGAAGGACUGUAGAAGUGACUUGAACAUCUCAUUUGUGAUUGGCCUCGUGGCGACAGCGAUCUUGACCUUGGGCUGUUCCGUGUUGGCGUCCGUGCUGGCCUGUCGUUCUCUCUGUAAAUGUUGCGGAAUAGUGGCUGAGGCUGGGGACGAAUCAGAGGAGCUAGAUCCCUCACCUGGCACGCCUGUCAUCCCACUAGGGUACAUGACUACCCCUUCAGAAGACCUCAGGGUGCCACGCCUUACCAUCCCUAGCGGCAUGUACGGCUCUUCAACAGACGAGCUGCCCUUAUACAGGCCUGGGCUCGCCGACGGUCUAGAUGACAGUGAUGGCGAGGAAGACAGAACACGUAAAACAAGAACGGUAGCUGUGUAAAACAAGGUCAACGCCGCCUGACAAUGAGGCCAAUUUUUGAUCUAUGGCGGAUGAAAGUCACAGAUAAAUCAAACUACGCUGCUGACUUGCCGACGGUCUAGAUGACAGUUAUGACGAGGAAGACAGAAGUCGUAUGACGGAAACGGUAGCUGUGUAAAAAAAGGCCAAAAGUCAAAGCGUCCUCACAAUGGGACCAAGUAUCGGGUUAUGGUUGAGCUUACAACGUACUAACCAUACUCAAAGGACCUACACUUUUCUUUCUCGGCCGCAAAAAUGAGACCACACUGGUCUCAUUGAAGCAAUAAUUCCUCCAGCAGCUAAAAAAGACAGCGAAAGUACAUUGUAAAAAUGGGUCCAAUAUCGAACUUUGGGAAACCCCUCUCACAUUAGACAUCUCCUGCGCCACAUUAUGUAGAAAACUCAAAGUUAUAUCUAGAAAGAUACUAAUAGGCUAUGAUUUGUGAGAAAAUCUACAUUUUUAGAAGAAAAUAUUUGAUUUACUUUA
Molecule: messenger RNA, 3066 nt
Organism: Nematostella vectensis (starlet sea anemone)
Lineage: Eukaryota; Metazoa; Cnidaria; Anthozoa; Actiniaria; Edwardsiidae
Exons: 6
Coding region: 1833-2561 (242 amino acids)
Source: RefSeq, a predicted model, not a curated record